AGUGAGACCACCGGAAGACAGGUUCUCGCUUGUUUACCGUGGAUACGUCACGGCAUUCGCUAAAAUGAAUUUGGAUUAGGUCUAUAAAACAUCGUCUCUAAAAGCCAUGCUGUACAAGAGUGACCCAGCACCCUCUGGCCCCUACCCAGGCUUUGACCAGACAGGAAACUACUACACACCUCGUAAAGCACCUCGCGUGAGACCAGAGGCUGAAGAAUUCGCCAGCAAAAGCAAGGGAUCUCUGGAACUGUUUGGGAGUGGCACCCCGAGGCCGAUUCCUCCAACUCCAAGAUGUGAGACUCGAUGUCAGACAGAAGAAGGAAAGAGGAAUUUCCAGCUUGGAAAGAACGGCACCGUUUCCGGACUUUUGAAUGGCUCUGCAACACCGCGUCCCGAGCCUGCUCCGGGCCCCCGAGUAAAACCAGAAGCAGAGGAGAUAGCUGACCAUCACAAAGGAAAGUCUACAAGUCAGUUGUUCAAUAGCUACGGUAGACUUCCAACCUCGGCUCGCAGAGAGCCAAGGGUCAAACCGGAAGCAUCCGAAACCGCUGAGAAGAGUUCGGGGGGAUAUAUGCGUAAUCUGAUGCAUGACCCCACACAAAUCCCAUCGUCGGCUAGAAAAGAACCAAGAGUAAAACCAGAGGCGUCGGUAACAGCUAGCAUGGAGGGUAAGGAGAUGAUGAAGAACUUGCGAGGAUUCGGAACUCCUCUGUCCAGUCGCGCAGUACCACGUGUUAAACCGGAGGCGGAAGAAAUUGCAGAACAGCAUAAAGGUGGACGUAUGGACUCUUUACUGCACAAGUAUGGCAAUAAUCCCAGAGAUGUGCCUAACGCUCCAAGAGUAAAACCGGAAGGGGAAGAAAUGGCAAAUCUGGACAAAGGAGGGCGCAUGUCCAGACUGAUGCACGAAGGCAGCAAGGCCCGACGAUCUCCACGCCCGCCGCCCCGGGCGACGACCAAAGAGGCAAAAAAUAUAAUGAAAAAGAGUAGAGGAACCAUGCAAGCUGUAUUGUCCUCUACCGGGGGACUGAUGAUCGUUCCAACUGCGGGGAGAUAGUUAUAAAAAAAAAUGCUCACAGAAAUUUUAGGACGUUUGUUUUGUCGGUUUGGAACCUUUGUUGUAGCUCACAUUGUUAGAUCUGCUUUACCUUUAUUUUUUUUUUACUGACAUUUUUGGCGCUUAAUAUAUACUCGGAUUAUAUGAACAAGUUACUUGUUAGUGAGAUUUAUUUUUAAAUAAUUGACAGUUUACUUCCUAAUUCUAAUGUGUUUUGUGAUUUUAUGUCGUGUUUUUUGUAAUGCAUUUCAAUUUGUUAUCCAUUUUCGCAAAACUUUAGUGAAUCAACGAUAUUUUUUUUCAUCGACAACAAAACAUGGUCUAUAUCUCAUUGCUCAUGGACUGUACCGGUCUAAAUUAGAAGGGUAAAAAGGUUAUUUUUAGACACGUAGACUAGUCAUAAUUUUCUUUUCCAGGAAUCCUCCAUGAACAGUUGUUUUAAUAAGCAAUAUCAUAUUGUAUAGCAAUGUUAACUUUUCGUGUUGUGCAAUUCUGUUUUAUAAAUAAUUUUAAUGUUUUAGUGUUGUUUAUAACUAUAUGUGCUUUCUGUCCUGAAAUGGACGAUUAAAUUAAAGGUGCAAUCAUUAAUAUACAGUUAAACAUGGCUAUAAUGGCGGAGCUAUCAUCAUUCCUGAAUUUCUUUAAAAUUGGUCUCAUAAGAUCCUGUCGGUAUUUUUUUUUAUUUUGCCGCUUCGUUCCUGCAGUGUUUUACUAAUAUUUAUUUUGUACUUAAAGAUAAAUUUAUGCAAGCAGCGAACAAGUCUCUGUUUUUACGGUCAUUAUUUUAUAUCGCUAACUAAGGAAUAUGCAAUCAAGAUAUUUUUAUAUACUUUUAUUUUUUGCAUAAAAAAUGAUUUCAUGGUUAUACUGACUAGAAUUUUUUUGUAAACCAUCUUUAUACAGUUAUUGUAUAAAUUGUUAUGUGUAGACGUUAUCGUUAAAAUAUUGAAAACAUGUCCUUAAAUUAUUUACGGCUGUUAGUCCAAGAAAUGUAAAUAAACUAUGGUUGUAAAAUUGUACAAGUGUUCAGUUUUUGUACAA
This is a messenger RNA of Magallana angulata, 2098 nucleotides long. RefSeq lists its product as uncharacterized. Bases 107 to 1057 code for a protein of 316 amino acids. NCBI's taxonomy places the organism in Eukaryota, Metazoa, Mollusca, Bivalvia, Ostreida, Ostreidae. The record is from RefSeq and is a predicted model, not a curated record. The transcript has 2 exons.